Messenger RNA from Alternaria burnsii, 1821 nucleotides. RefSeq lists its product as uncharacterized. Bases 1 to 1821 code for a protein of 606 amino acids. The record is from RefSeq and is a predicted model, not a curated record. Gene Ontology annotation, molecular function: protein binding. NCBI's taxonomy places the organism in Eukaryota, Fungi, Ascomycota, Dothideomycetes, Pleosporales, Pleosporaceae. The transcript has a single exon.
AUGUUCACAAACCUCCAGAUACGACCUGCACCUGCCAAGACCCGACGCCGCAAGCCUAGCUUAUCCAUCCGCGCUGGCGUUACAAAGCGAAGGGUUUCGACUGUGUCAGCCGUGAGUUCUAGCAAUGUGCCCUCGAUGAGCUUCAUGGAGGGGUUGUUUGGUGAUGAGUUUCCUGAAGCUUUUGGAAGCGGGGCUCGGAAUAAGAAGACCAUCACAAACUUGCCGGCAGAGCUACUCGAAAUCGUAUGCGAACAUAUCUCUAAGCUCGACAUUAAGCGUUUGCGGCUUGUGAGCAAGCACUUCGCAUCCAGCGUGUAUCUACGCAUAGAUCGCAUCUACGUCUCGCCAAAUCGAGCUAAUCUGGACUAUCUACAUCAAAUUCUGGCCCAUCCUACAUACCCUGGCCGUGUGCGCGAGAUCGUCUGGGACGAUGCUUUGCUCAAGGAGUAUUCGACGUUGGAGGGAUUUCGUGCUGCAAUCAUCGCCGACGAAAGAGAGACUACCAGAGCCAUUGAACGUCGGCUUGAGGAAACCAUGGAGAUCUAUGGUGAUAGUGAUCCCGAUUACCGACCAUUAGAAAUGGAAGACUUACUUCAGGAUGGUCGAUUGACUGAGGCUGCGAAGGAAAUCCUUCUGCGAUACGAUGAUCAAUUCUCAAGAGAUGUUCUUGCUAGGAAUGCCACAAUGAUGAGCAUUGAAGACAGCUACGCGUUAUAUCAGGAACUGUAUCGCCAGGAACAAGAGCUUGUGGAACAGCAAAUCGAUGCGAUGGCACUGCAUCAAGCCCUGAAUGGCUUUCCAAAUGUGAGAAGAAUGACGCUAACGACUGACACUUGGCCUGCAUGGAAUGUCGUGCCUCGAUACAAUACCCCCUAUCAUCGUUCGUUACCUCUGGGUUUCCGCAAACCAGCUGUCUGGCCAUGGCUUCGGUCCGACCAGGAGUCAGAGGAUAUGUUUGCUCAAUGGCACCCUCGUCCUGCCAACCCGCCCAAGAACGCAAAGCCCUUGCCAGCGGAACACAGGAACUACGGCGUUGUGGUGUCUGCUAUACUCGCCAUGCCAGAUCCGCACAUCGAAGAGUUCAUAGUCGAAUCUGAACACCAAGCAAGGUCCUGUUACCACUGCUUCCUCACCGAAACUUCACAAAAUUACCGACUUACGAAACAAAUGUUCCAGCGGACACGCUUGAAGCGCCUAAAAAUGAUUUUCAGUCCUCCAAAUGACUAUCUUAUGAGUCCAGAAGGCUUGAACAAUCUCAAGUCUCUACUGGUAGAACUACAGUACCUCGAAUAUCUCGAUCUUGGCUUCAACGAUAGUAGAUCAGGCCGGUCUUGGCGCUUCUUUCUACGAUUCAAUCCUAUCCCUGAGGCCAUGAGAUCGCGCUUGCGAUGUCUCACCCUGCGGAAUGUGAAGCUGUCAGGGGAGGACCUCAGAGACAUGUUUACCACAUCGCCAAACUUGCAGAACGUCACAUUACAUGAUUGUUUUCAGCGGAUGCGUCCAGGAUGUGAUUGGCCGUGGCUCUUUGAGCAACUACGAGAUUAUUACCACGGCGAAGUCAAUAUUAGCAAGCCAAGCUUUACAGUUCUGGCACCGCUGUCUCAUCAAUACUCACAGCUUGUCAAUGAGGAGGUGGACGACUUUUUGUAUGGCGAUGGAACCGCCGAGUGUCCGUUUGUAAAUUCGCCACCAAGACCAGGGGCUAACGCUCUUAAACCGCACAUGGGAUGGAAAGUUUGGGAUAGGGACGAAAGCGUGAGAGAACGAAUGGCUGAGGUAGCUGAAAGGGAGGAGAUGCAAGAACGCGAUGACGAGAUGUAG